AUGGCAUUCGCCGCAAUAAAUUCAUCGGCUACGAAAAAGAUUCCGGCCAUUGAAGAUGGCUUCGCCGCCGAACCUUCUUUGAAGAAACGAGUCUACGAUGCGAUCGGGACUACCCCGCAAUAUAUACCUCUCUUCGAGGACAUUGCCAAAUAUACCUCCAACCUGCUGGUCAGGAAUGCGAGCACCCCCGUUCAGCCUGUAGCGACGCCUACAGACGGUCCUACGGCGAAGAAACGAAAGCUACAGAAUGGAGAUGCUGCAGGGCAGGCGCAAUCGCCAGGUGAUUUGAAAGCCAACGCGCCCUUACAAUUCUAUAUGCAGGAUGUUUCCUUCGCUGUUCCGCAACGGAAAAAGCUUACACUCGAAAUUACGGCCGGGCGCGGUUUUCUUCGCGCAAGGAAUCAGACCUCGAAGGCAGUGGAGUUUGGCAUCCACGUGGACAGAAUACAGCAUGUCCUUUGCCUUCCUGUCCCGGAAAAGAACCAGAAGCAGUUCAAUUUCUGCAUUAUUCCCCAAUAUAGCGAUGGUAUAAACCCACCACCGGAGGGCGAAACUGCCCCCGAGGCGAUGGUGUGGACGGUCAACGACGGUCCUCCCAAGGCUGCAUUCUCGGGGAAUGGACAACAGAUUGGAACCAACGAUGGAGAAACAGCUGAGAAUAUUGUUAGGCAAAUGCUGAAUGAGAACGUACUACAUACAAAGGUGGUGCGCCCAGAUGAGAGGGAAUUUGUCAGUGCCAUGCCUGAGGCGCAUCGGAAGGGAGAGAAAGCCUACCAUGUCAAGGCCUUCCGUGGCAGUAAGGAAGGAUAUCUCUUCUUUUUGUCCACAGGCGUAUUGUUUGGAUUCAAGAAACCCCUAGUCUUUUUUGCUUUCGAGAACAUCGACUCAAUCUCAUACACCUCUGUUCUCCAGCGAACUUUCAACCUGAACAUUGUGGCUCGGCCUACUUCGAGUGAUGAAACGCAGGAGCUGGAGUUUUCUAUGAUCGAUCAGGCAGACUUUGCCGGUAUCGAUGCUUACAUCAAGAAACACAGUCUACAAGAUGCUAGUCUGGCAGAAGCCCGACGUGCGAAGAGAUAUAAUAUUAACGGAGCGAAGACUGGGGAGGAAGGCGCAAUGGAUACGGACGGCCCCGUCGAGGAAGAAAGCGAGUUGCAGAAGGCGCAACGCGAGCUGGAUGACGAGGAAGAUGAAGAUGAAGAGGACUAUGAUCCCGGCAGCGAUGACAGUAAUGAUGGCAGUGGCUCCAGCAGCGAGGAAGACUCCGAUGAGGAUGAAGAAGAUGAAGAGGAAGGGCGAGACCUUCUCGCAGAUGAGCUUGGAAGCGAGGCGGGGGAUGUUCCUGCUGAACAGCUGUGA
Molecule: messenger RNA, 1359 nt
Organism: Aspergillus bombycis
Lineage: Eukaryota; Fungi; Ascomycota; Eurotiomycetes; Eurotiales; Aspergillaceae
Gene: rtt106
Product: putative negative regulator of DNA transposition (Rtt106)
Exons: 4
Coding region: 1-1359 (452 amino acids)
Molecular function (GO): histone binding; nucleosome binding
Source: RefSeq, a predicted model, not a curated record